This is a messenger RNA of Sceloporus undulatus (fence lizard), 1771 nucleotides long. It is a transcript of the gene ABI3, whose product is annotated as ABI family member 3. The record is from RefSeq and is a predicted model, not a curated record. Gene Ontology annotation, molecular function: SH3 domain binding. The coding region runs from base 231 to 1349 and encodes 372 amino acids. NCBI's taxonomy places the organism in Eukaryota, Metazoa, Chordata, Lepidosauria, Squamata, Phrynosomatidae. The transcript is spliced from 8 exons. Gene Ontology annotation, cellular component: lamellipodium. Gene Ontology annotation, biological process: regulation of cell migration.
GGAGGACAGCAAUAAAUCUCAGGGUGUCAGCAAGAAGGCUGAUGGGUGGAAUUGGCUCUGACACAGGAGGAGGCAACUCAAGUACUGUAUAAAAGAGGUCCCAGCCAGAGUGCACCUGCAUGUGUGGUGUAUUCUCACUAUGAGCUGGGUGCGAUUCAGAACUGUUCUCUGCUGAAGUCACCACAUCGCACGCUGUCAGAAGGAAGUGGGGAGCCCAGACUGGAGGCAGCAUGUCAUCUGAGUUGCAGCAGCUGAUGCAGACUUCCAUCCCAUGUGCAAAGGGGGUCCUGAAGGACAACUAUAGCAAUCUGCUCAAAGUGGCUGAUUACUGUGAGAGCAACUAUGGGCAGGCACAGGACAAACGGAAAGCCCUAGAGGAAACCAUGGGUUUUGUCACUCAGUCAUUAGCCAGUGUGGCCUAUCAAAUAAGCAAUCUGGCCAGCGACAUCCUCAAAAUCCUGGAUUUACAGGCUGCUGAUAUCCGACAAGUGGAAGCCAAUGUCUGCUCCAUCACACAGGUGGUGGAAAUACACAAAGAGAAAGUGUCCCGCCGAGAGAUUGGAUCUCUUACCAUUUGCAAGACCUUUCCACACUAUCAGAAAAUCAUCUACCCUGAACAUCUUGAGCCCUUGGAGGCAUAUUAUCGUAAACCUCUGAACUUCAGCAGUUUGGAUGAAAUUGGCCAUGGGAUAAAGGAUCAAAGCACACAGUUGGCCAGAACAGGGACUCUGUCUCGACAAGGAACCAAGACAUCAACAGGACAGUCAUCUGGGAGUAUUGGGAGAAGUCAUAGAAACCUGGAGCCAAUACCACCGCCAGUCAUCCCAGAUGGCAAACUUUCCUCAGCCUCAUCUGUGUCACAUCUGAGCAGUGCCACAGAAACUUUGGUCAGUCCCACCACGACUAUGUCUUCUGAGCUGCCUCCACCCUCUAUGCUGCCACUUUUCCCUCCACCAGCAGAAGGUGAUGACCUCUUGCCUCCUGUUCAGGCAGAUAUUUUGCCGCCACCACCACCUGUUGCAGAUGAUAAUAUACUGCCACUGCUACCAGAUCUUGAUUUUCCAACACCUCCACCUCCACCACCUCUGGACACCACUAACUGUGAGCAGCUGAAGCCUCCACUUCUGCCCCCUCCACCACCUCCAGAGAAAUUGCCAUGGGCCCCAGAAACAUAUAUGGAAAAAGUUGUGACCCUUUACCCUUACACUCAGCAAAAGGAGAACGAACUCUCAUUUGAAGAGGGGACCAUUAUUUACGUGACACGGAAAUAUUCUGAUGGCUGGUGUGAGGGUGUGGUGAGUGAUGCAGCAGGAUUGUUUCCCGGAAACUAUGUCGAGCCAUUGCACUAAAGAAAGCAGAUCACAGUACCAAGAAAAGUACCAAGGAAACAAAAAAUGCGAUUUCUGGCGAACUAUGAUCAAGGCAGACUGACUGCCUUGUUCUUGCUUUGAAACAAGCUUGCAGAAGAAAUCCUGCAUGGGCACUGUUAUUUGUUGCUAUAACAACAUCCAUAUUUUCCAACUUGCAGGCUGAACUAAAACCAGCAGGAAGCCAUUUAAGAGUAUGAUGGGAAAUUUCUCCAUCUUUUGCAAUAUAAAAAACAUUAUGCUUUUGAGCCCCCCCUCCCUCCUCCACAAAGUCUUUGCACUAGCUAAUGAGGUGCAUUAAAGCAUUGAGUCCUGCCCUCACCAAAGCAGCAGUUGCAGAAACCAGCAUUACUUGCUCCAUCUUCAUUCAAAUACUCUAUUGUAAUAAACAUCAUUACAGUGCA